AUGCUGAGCGGCGUCCUCUUUUUGAGCGUCCUCACGGUCACAAGCUUGACACCAUCUGAAACGCAGAGCCGCAAAACUUCAGCCUCCAAAGACAUCUGCAAGAACCGCUGCAACUGCGAGGAGCGGGAGAAUAUCCUGAACAUCAACUGUGAGAAUAAAGGAUUUAUCACAGUAAGUCAAUUCUUGGCACCCCCCAAUAAAAUCUCUCAGCUUUUUCUAAAUGGAAACUUCCUGUCAAGGCUUGGAGCUAAUGAGUUUGUCAAUUAUGGCAAUGUCACUUCACUGCAUCUUGGGAAUAAUGCUUUGCAGGAGAUCAAAACUGGCGCUUUUAACGGACUGCGCUUCCUGAAGCGGCUUCACUUGAACAACAAUAACCUGGAGGUGAUUAAAGAGGACACGUUUGCAGGACUUGAGAGUUUGGAGUAUUUACAAGCAGACUAUAAUUAUAUCAGUGCUAUCGAGCCUGGUGCUUUCAGUAAGCUGAAUAAGCUCAAAGUCUUGAUCCUGAAUGACAACCUGCUCUUAUCUUUGCCUCCCAACAUUUUCCGCUUUGUGCUGCUCACACACUUGGAUUUACGUGGCAACCGGCUCAAGAUGCUGCCAUUUGCUGGUGUUUUAGAGCACAUCGGUGGCAUCAUGGAGAUCCAGCUGGAGGAGAACCCAUGGAACUGUACCUGUGAUCUGAUCCCUCUCAAAUCCUGGCUGGACACUAUCUCUGUGUUUGUGGGGGACAUAGUGUGUGAGACACCAUUCAGGCUGCAUGGGAAAGACAUCACCCAGCUCAUAAAACAGGAUCUGUGCCCACGCAGGAAUGCUGGUGAGCGAGUUCACCCCCCCUCUGACUCUCACUUUCAAGGGGCCCUGCCCCCGACCUACCACCCAGGUGGUAUCACCCCAACUCGAGCCCCCAAAGCUUCCCGCCCACCCAAAAUGCGAUAUAGGCCCACUCCUCGCAUUUCAAAGGACAAACACGUCUUUGGGCCCAUCAUGGUUUACCAGACCCGUUCCCCUGUGCCCAUGCUGUGUCCGAGUGUGUGCGUGUGCACAUCACAAAACCCCGACAGCGGACUCAACAUUAAUUGUCAGGAGCGGAAAUUGCAUAACAUCAGUGAGCUGAACCCCAAGCCCUCCUACCCCAAGAAACUCCACCUGACAGGUAACUACUUACAAGUGAUUUACAGGACUGAUCUGACAGAGUACAGCUCGCUGGAGCUGCUCCAUUUAGGGAACAACAGGAUAGCAGUGAUUCAGGAGGGGGCAUUUGAGAACCUCACAAACCUCAGACGCCUGUAUCUGAAUGGGAAUUACAUCGAAUCUCUUUCUCAGUCUCUCUUUGCUGGAUUGCAGUCACUGCAGUAUCUGUAUUUGGAAUACAACAUCAUCAAAGAUAUUUUACCACAGACUUUUAAUGCUUUACACAACCUUCAGCUGCUUUUCCUCAACAACAACCUAUUAAGAUCUCUCCCUGACAACGUGUUUGGUGGCACAAUGCUAACUAGACUCAACUUGAGGAAUAAUCAUUUCUCCUACCUUCCGGUUCGAGGGGUGCUGGACCAGUUGUCAGCGUUUAUCCAGAUAGAUCUGCAGGAGAACCCCUGGGACUGUACCUGUGACAUAGUGGCACUCAAAAACUGGAUGGAGCUAUCCAGUACAAGUGUGGUGGUGAAUGAAAUCACUUGUGACUCCCCCUCUAAACAUGCAGGUCGCCUCCUUCGCUCACUUCGCAAUGAAGCUAUCUGCCCCGAGCCCAGUGAGGCGCCCACGCCACAACAUGCCCCCCCUACAAAAGCCCCCACAGUGAUAAGCCCGGGAACUGAAGCUCCCACACCCACCUCCUCCUCUCCUUCAUCCCCUUCUUCCUCUUCUUUCAGCUCAGUCAGCCCCACUGAAUCCCGAAUCCACACUCCUGAGCUGUACCCCGAGGUUCCUCUUUCAGUGCUGAUUCUGGGCCUUCUUGUUGUUUUCAUCCUCUCAGUUUGCUUUGGAGCAGGUCUCUUUGUUUUUGUUCUGAAGCGCCGCAAAGGAGUGGAACAUGUCCCCACAGGCGCCAACAACCUAGAUCUCAACUCUUUCCAAGUGCAAUACGGCUCCUACACCCCCGAACCCACCCAAGACAAAUCCUCUGAAAGCCACGUUUAUAACUAUAUCCCCCCACCUGUCGGCUCCAUGUGCCAAAACCCCAUCUACAUGCAGAAAGAUGGGGAGCAGGUGGCGUAUUACCGCAACCUGAAGGAGCUCAGCUUCGGGCCCCUGGAUGUAAAGAAGGAAGACAUCCUGACUCGCAGCCCAGGGGCAUACACCAUCAGCACAAUGGAUUUUAUGGAAAAAUCUCCAACAUCAUGUGGUUUGACCACACCAGACCCUCCUGAGAUGUUGUAUCAGAAUUUAGGGGAGAGGCCCAACAAGGAGCUCCCCACAGCUGCAGGCGCCCCCCCUUUCCAUUACAACUUUUGCACAUUACCUAAAAGACCCUGUAUCGUGCCCCCCUAUGAGGUCGCCACAGCCCGGCGGCAUAUCACCAACCAGGACAAGCUGAAUAAAACUGUUCUGUACGGGACCCCCAGGAAAUACUUUGGGGCAGAAAACUGCUCCAAAAACAAUGAACACCCGCUGCUGCUGCCCGGGAAGCUAAAAACAGAACCGGACUACCUGGAGGUUCUGGAGAAACAGACUGCGAUGAGCCAACUGUAA
Messenger RNA from Xyrichtys novacula (pearly razorfish), 2691 nucleotides. Lineage: Eukaryota; Metazoa; Chordata; Actinopteri; Labriformes; Labridae. The record is from the annotation of a GenBank genome assembly.